GGUACAUACCGAGCUGUCCCUCCCCCGCAGACCAAGCAGUGCAGGGGGCAAAGUCCGUCCCCGAUGUCUUAAAAAGCGGCCCACGUCCCGAUCCGGGGAAGCACCACAGGUUUUAUACGAUACAUCAACACGUUGACUCUUUUUUAAGUUCAAAUUCUGUAACUUCUCAGGUUUCAUAUUUGAACCGAAGAAAAGCAAAGAAAGAAAAGGAAGAGGAAGAAACACAACACACACAAUACACAAUGGCGGACGCUCAGCUUAACGAUUUCCCUUCCCUCUUCUCUGUCAAGGGCAAGGUUGCUGUUGUGACGGGUGGCUCGAGAGGGUUGGGUCUUAGUGCUGCUUCGGCCCUCCUCCAAGCCGGCGCCUCCAAAGUCUUCAUAUCCUCCCGCAAAGCCUCCGCCUGCGACAGCGCCGUCAAGACCCUUAACGCCCUCCCCGGUCUCGCCCUGGGCGCCAAGGCCAUCUCCAUCCCCGCCGACGCCGCCACCUUAUCAGGCGUGCAGCACCUCGUCUCCGAAGUCGCCAAGCACACCGACCACGUCGACAUUCUGCUAGCCAACGCCGGCGCCACCUGGGGCGCGGCCUUUGACGAGCAUCCCGAUUCGGCCUUUGCCAAGGUCAUGGACCUGAACGUUAGGGGUGUGUUCAACACCAUUCGCGAGUUUGCCCCGUUGCUCCAAAAGAAGGCGAGCGUCGAGGACCCCAGCCGUGUGAUCAUCACUGCUUCCGUGGCGGGCUUGGGUAUUGGGACUAUUGGUAAGCAAGGGACGUAUGGGUAUAGUGCUUCGAAGGCGGCCGUGAUUCAUUUGGGGAGGAACUUGGCGGUGGAGUUGGGACCCAGGGGUAUUACGGUCAAUAGUAUUUGCCCGGGCUUUUUCCCGACGAAGAUGAGUAAUGGGUUGUUGGAUAUGAGCGGUGGGAAGGAGAGCAUUGCGGCGGCGAACCCGAUGAAGAGGCUUGGAAGGCCGGAGGAUAUUGCGGGUGUGGUGGUGUAUUUGGCGAGCAGGGCGGGUGCGCACGUGAAUGGUGCGACGAUUGCGGUUGAUGGUGGUGCGAUGUGGGCGAGUGGGCAGUUGAAUGUGGAGGAGAAGGCGAAGUUGUGAAUCGGUUGGUGGGUUAGAGCUUCGUUGAAAGAGGAAGGAGUUCGACUAGAGAGACGUUGAGAUGAUAGAUUUGGCAUGUGGGUAUGUUAUAACAGUCCAAUGUCUUU
This is a messenger RNA of Neurospora tetraspora, 1213 nucleotides long. Its product is annotated as putative NADPH-dependent beta-ketoacyl reductase. The record is from RefSeq and is a predicted model, not a curated record. The transcript is spliced from 2 exons. The coding region runs from base 243 to 1106 and encodes 287 amino acids. Gene Ontology annotation, molecular function: oxidoreductase activity. NCBI's taxonomy places the organism in Eukaryota, Fungi, Ascomycota, Sordariomycetes, Sordariales, Sordariaceae.